AUGGCUCAUGUUUCCCCACCUCACCACCCCAAAGACUUCGUCCGUAUAUUGAUUACUAAAGGUGCAGGACGCCUUGGAGCGAAGGUGGCAAGAUUGGCCGCCGUUGGAGGCAUGCUGGGGCAAAACCACCGUGUUCGGCUUCAUUUGCUUUGUUGGAUGAUCUAUCGGAGACCCUGGAAGGUGUGGUAUCUACGGGCAACUAUGAAGAAGCAUGCCAAAGUAUUUAUUUUGCAAUACUCAUUGCACAUUUUUGGAAAACGAACACCGAUGUCAAGAUUCAAAGCAAUGGAGAAAAAAUUUGGAAUUUAUAGAGAGAUAGCUCAAUCUUUAGGAGCUCAUGCACACCAUGAGUGCAAGGUUUUACUUGUCAGCCACCCAGCCAGCCUUGAGACAGUGAUUUUCCAGCAAUUCGCACCACAAAUCCCUCUAGCAAACAUUACGAGUCUUAUUCAAGCCGAUCAUGACAGGGCGGUAGAUCUUAUCGCUGAAAUGUUGCAUGUUGCGAGGGAACGUAUGCGAAACCUGAUUAUGUGGGGAAUCAACUCAUCUGUUCAGCAUAUGGACAUUAAUCACAACACGGUCGUCGAUAACCUGGUCGGGCCUCCGGAUGCUGUGCGCAUCCGCCUCAAUGAUGAUGCUUGGAUAAUGAAUGAACUCAGGAGGAAUAUUUGA
Syzygium oleosum is the source of this 672-nucleotide messenger RNA. Its product is annotated as malate dehydrogenase, cytoplasmic-like. Gene Ontology annotation, biological process: tricarboxylic acid cycle; oxaloacetate metabolic process; malate metabolic process. Gene Ontology annotation, molecular function: L-malate dehydrogenase (NAD+) activity. The record is from RefSeq and is a predicted model, not a curated record. The transcript has a single exon. Bases 1 to 672 code for a protein of 223 amino acids. NCBI's taxonomy places the organism in Eukaryota, Viridiplantae, Streptophyta, Magnoliopsida, Myrtales, Myrtaceae.